CCUUUGCGUUCGACCUCAUCGGCAUCCACAGCUGUACGUACAGGGAUCGCAGGCUUUGCAGCCUCUCUGAGACUCUUAUCUCCUGGCGUUCUGUUUACAAGUGUAGUUGCUGGAAACGUCUUUUUCAACGGUUGUCCCUAGCCCUCACUCUCCGUCUCACUGAGCGUGUAGCGGAAGUCCUCUUUCAUCCAAGCAAGCGUCCGACGGACGAGUCGAUUGUGGCAUCAACACAGCUACACAGCUACACAGUCCAGGGGACGGUCGGUUCACCGGUGCUAGCUGAAUGCAGCGCUGGCUCAGGACUCAGGUGUUACGCAUGGUGCGAAGCUGCUUGCUAGGAAAUAAUAAUUGUCACAUCCGCCGAAGUACAGAACAGAACAGAGAAGGUCUGUAGGUCCAGCUGAACGCGUACCGCGGUAUUUGUACACCAGUGUACGUAACGUUGUAAAUAUAACGUGUGUUGUCAGUGGCAGAAUUUUUUCUCCUUGGUCCUUGGAGUUGACUAGUACAGUAUAGUAGUGGAGUAGUGCUGGCUAGUGGUGGUGUUGGAGGUUCGGCACGGCUGCUGGUCGUGAUGGCUACGUUCGAGAAGUAUCGCCAGCGCCAAAAGGGCCAGGACAGUACGCUCCUGCUCCAAUCAGCCCUGGUGGAAAGUAAAAACAAUGUCUUGGAGCCAAAGGUUGGCAAUGGAUCUGAGAUUGGACCAUAUUUCGAGGACCUUGCUAGCAAGAUUCAGGAGGAGGAGCUGCAGACGAAACGGCGAAAGCAAGAAAGAUCGGAGAGCGUACAGGCGGCUGCACCGCUACUCAACCUACGCCGUGCGUACGCCCGUGCCAAUGCCAAGGCGGAGAAGUCUGAGGGCACCACCGCUGGUGUAGAUGCAGAGGAUGAGGAGGAGGACGACGGUGAGGAAGAUGUACCAGACAGCGACCUGUCCAGGAAUCCCAGAGACGAACCGUCUGUUUCCGGCCAUGCCCUGGAAGUGGUGUACCGCGAGGCACUUCGCGUCAUCGUGAACCGUGUAGGUGCGUCUGAUACUUCUAACGCCGUGGCCUCGUCCGACAUGUACGCACACUUGCAAGAUGUGUACAGAGUGGGCUCUGACAAACACCAGGAACUGUUUGGCAAAGAGCAAGCAGCGGAGAAACCUGCCUUUCAUGUUCGUGUCAAUGUAGUCGCUGGUCAAGACCUCGAUAGCAUGGAUGAGAAUGGUCUUAGCGAUCCCUAUUGCACUCUGGGCCUUGUGCAUCUCAGCGAGGAGCUGAAGGAUCGGCGCUCGGAUAACAAGAAGCUGAAGAUGGUGACCGAGAUGACAGACAACGUGGUGAGCACCACUGUGCAGCCGAAAACACUGUCACCGGAAUGGAACGAAGCGUUUGACUUCCCUGUCACCGACCUGAAGAAUAUGUAUUUGCAGGUAGAUCUAUGGGAUCGCGACGAUGACGACUCGGUGGGCGACGCAAUCAAGAGAGGCUCCAGCGUUAAAGGCAUUCGAGGCGUGGGAAAGUUUUUCCAGAAUCUUGCGGAGGUGGUCACCACAGGGACAAAGGAUGAUUUCAUGGGACGCUGUUACGUGCCGUUAGAGUCUAUCCAUCAAGGUGGGGUGGAUACCUGGUUUCCGCUGGAGUCGAAGCGCAGCAAGUCUGUUAACGGUUCACUACGCCUUGGCAUGUCAUUCAUUCGAGAUAGCGUCCAGGAUUCUGAACGUGUUGAUCCAGCUUGGUCACCGCUGAAAGUCUAUGAAGUCCUCUACUGGGACUUUGUACGGCAUGAAGUUUAUCGACUGCAACAGAAUAAUGUGUUCCGGUGGAGAGGGAGACUGCCGCGUGUUCCAACGGACAUUCUUGAACUGUUCCGAGUACAGCUGGGUAUCAAUACUGUUCAACAUAUGGCAAGAGAAUGGCAGGUUUUAGCAGAGGCACAGCAGCGUCACGGUGUCAAGUUUUCACGACUCAUUGAGUGCAUCGAUGUACUCUCGGCAGAAUACGCAGAAGCGGAGGCGAAAAACAUUCGCCUCAGUGAGAGCGAGGCCAGUGAUCUCGUUACCAGCAUGGAGUCGUUUGUGAACACGACACUGCAAUUGCUUGGCAAGCAGCGCGACAUCUUUCCGCCAAACUCCACCACCAGUGGCAUGCCCGCAGUGCGCCGACUCUCCAAUCUCCUUGUAUCUCUUUCAGCCGUAUACAAGUUCAAGGGCUUCACCAACUUCUUUCCCAAACGCAACUUGCAAGAAGAUAUCCAGACGACAAUACGGGAGUCAACUUCGAAAUGGCUGGACCAGAUGGAAGCGCGGGCCGCUCAAACUACUACAGGCACUGUGCAGACAUUGCAGCAGUUGACGGCUGUAGUACGGGACAUCAGGAACGACCUAGUCGACGCUGGGCAUUUCUACGACCACCACUAUAAGAAGUAUGAUUGCUUGUAGCAGCUUGUAGCAUUGUUUACUGGGACGUUCAUUCUGUUCGAAAUCAUGGUAACCAAUCCAAUCAAUCCGAAUGGUAGCGACCUCGGCCAUAAUUUUAUAUGGAAGUUGGACGCUCCCACACUGGAGCUCGU
This is a messenger RNA of Sycon ciliatum, 2556 nucleotides long. Its product is annotated as BAI1-associated protein 3-like. Gene Ontology annotation, cellular component: secretory vesicle. The record is from RefSeq and is a predicted model, not a curated record. The coding region runs from base 575 to 2425 and encodes 616 amino acids. The transcript is spliced from 18 exons. Lineage: Eukaryota; Metazoa; Porifera; Calcarea; Leucosolenida; Sycettidae.